UCUGUCCGGAACGGCGAAUGUGAAGCCAACAGAAGCAUGGCUGAAGAUCUCGAAAAGGAUUAUUCGGCGUAUUUCCAAACGUCCAAUCUGGAUCAGGAGCUGAAACCCCUCAUCGUCGGUAUCGAUCGUAUGAUGCUGCGGCUGGAGGAAUUCGAUAACUGUCUUGAGCUCGUGAAGGCAGACUCGGCGGUGGCGCUAAUGCAGCACAUACCGCACCUGCUCGCGCUUCGGCCGGACCUGAACGCACUGUGCGAUCGGAUCGACGGACUAGAGCAGUUCGUUGCGGUAGUGAGCAAAAACUUGGACGCGGUCGAGAAGCAAGUACAGAUCGCCGAAGAGGAGCUGGACAUUCCGGAUAAAACGCUCAAUGUGCUGCUCAAAUCGUUAAAUUUUUUCGGCAAACCCAAGCCGACGGAUCGGCCCACAAAUCGGAAUGCGGCGGGUGCGUACGAACCGGUGCCCGUUUUUAAGACAGAACAUUUUUUUCGACCCUCCCCGACUUCUCCCGGAGCAGAGGUGCAACCAGCGCAAGACAAUGCUUCCCCUUCAGAUGACUGUGAUACUGGAACGCCAGAAAAAUAAAACAAGCAAUACAUUGGGACAAUAGCUUCCAUUAUCCGGAUUGUUGAUGACGGUCAAAGUGGGUGCCGCGUCGGAAAAAUUGAAAAUGCGAUUUGGCGCCAAGCGGCCAACCAGAAUAGAGAAAGAGGUUACUUGUUAAAGGACGUCGACAUGGGAAUCUCAGACAAUACAUGAACUCGAUAGUGUUCUCUU
Messenger RNA from Anopheles bellator, 774 nucleotides. RefSeq names its product biogenesis of lysosome-related organelles complex 1 subunit 4 (gene Blos4). Gene Ontology annotation, cellular component: BLOC-1 complex. The coding region runs from base 37 to 582 and encodes 181 amino acids. The record is from RefSeq and is a predicted model, not a curated record. NCBI's taxonomy places the organism in Eukaryota, Metazoa, Arthropoda, Insecta, Diptera, Culicidae. The transcript has 2 exons.